UGUUGUAAUAGGCGCUACAGAGUACAGCAUGGGCUGUAACAGUUGCAGUACAGGGCAACCUAUUUAAUGUUAGUGUUGGUUAUUAAAUCGUACAAACUAACUCUCUGUGAUUGCUUUUUUAAAGUGUUUUAGUGUACUUUAUAAAUGAGUUUUUCCAUGGUCACGUUAGCAGCAGGAUAAAUAAUUUAUUUUUAAAAAAACUAUUGAAUAAAAUCAGAAUGGCAGAAGAGCCAAAGAAGAUAUCCUUCGGAUUUAGUAAAAUCAAUAAAAAGACCAAUCUGGUCCAAACUGCCAAACUCGAAAACGAAGAGAAUCAGGUAGAAUUCAUAGCAUGCCUGGAUAACAAGUCGAUUAAGUUAGUCAACGGGGAGGAGAAGAAAAAAGAUCUUCCUGUGAUACCGAUGAAGGUAGCCAGCACGCUUAGAGAAAGCAUAAUCCAGACAUUAAAUUCAAGAAAAGCUAAAACAGAUGAUAAAGGAGAACCUAAAGAGAACGGUGAGACGGUUGAGAAUGGUGAACCCAAGCCCCUCACCCUCGACGAAAUGGCUGCUAAAGAGAUCAUGGAAGACCUUCAAAAAGGGGAAAAUGCGGAAGAAAGUAAAAACGCAAAUGCUAAAGUACCUUUACCUUCAAUCGGUGUUGUGAGUGAGAAAGAACCGACGCUGGAUGAUUACAACAACAUGCCUAUAACAGAUUUCGGCCUGGCGAUGUUGAGAGGUAUGGGCUGGGAUGAGAAAAAAGGCAUCGGGUUAAAUGAAAAGGUGGUCCAGCCAGCCCAGCCGCCUUUAAGACCGAAGGGCAUGGGCCUCGGUGCAGACAAAGCGAUGCUCGGGCAGAAAAACAAAAACGAUAAUCAGGAUUUAGUUAUGAAAAAAGGCGCAUUUGUCAAAGUCAAAACUGGACCUCAUAACAACUUAUAUGGAAAAGUAGAAGGCUUCGGCGAUCUCCCAGGAAGAAUUCUUGUCAAACUCGCCCUUCAGGGAGACAUUGUAUCUCUGAGUGAGUUCAUGGUCGAUCUCGUAAACCAGUCCGAAUACAAUAAAAACUCAAAAGUUAUGAACUUGAAAAAAUUUAACGAGUUUUCCGAUAUAAAACCUCAGACACCAAAUGUGAAAGUGGAAAAACCAGAUGACAAGUCGGCAAUUCAUAAAGAUGAAAAUAUCCGAUAUUCAAAGACAGACAAGAAUGGUCCCUCGUCUGUUGCUUCACCUGAAAGAGUAAGAACAUCGAAACAGAGACAUUCUCCUGAUGCAGACUAUAAGAGAAAUCGAUCACCAAGUUCCGAAUACGAUGUGAAGCCAAAGAAAAAAAAACAUCACAGACGCCACUCGUCCCAAUCAUCAGACGAACACCACAGGUCUAAAAGUAGUAAACACAAAAGGAAAGAUAGGAUGAGCCCUGUUGAAAAAUCUCUUAAAAAGAAACAUAAAAAACAUAGAUCAGCAAAACGUUCUAGAUCAAGGGAAGAAAGAGAAAGGAGUUCGAAAAGGCGACAUUCUAGAAGCAGAACACCAAAAAAACACAGCCGGCAUCGAUCAAGAUCAUAAUGUCCCUUCUUCUUGGAAUAAUUUUGCUUGAAUAAUUUAUUUAUUCUUUGUAAAGUAUUUCUUGUACAUAUACAUACCUUGUAUAAAUUUUAAAAAAAUUAAAUAUAAUUAUGAAACUU
Molecule: messenger RNA, 1666 nt
Organism: Cimex lectularius (bed bug)
Lineage: Eukaryota; Metazoa; Arthropoda; Insecta; Hemiptera; Cimicidae
Product: G-patch domain and KOW motifs-containing protein
Exons: 1
Coding region: 219-1547 (442 amino acids)
Biological process (GO): mRNA splicing, via spliceosome
Cellular component (GO): spliceosomal complex
Molecular function (GO): nucleic acid binding
Source: RefSeq, a predicted model, not a curated record